Molecule: messenger RNA, 1442 nt
Organism: Suillus paluster
Lineage: Eukaryota; Fungi; Basidiomycota; Agaricomycetes; Boletales; Suillaceae
Product: Alpha/Beta hydrolase protein
Exons: 6
Coding region: 12-1016 (334 amino acids)
Molecular function (GO): catalytic activity
Source: RefSeq, a predicted model, not a curated record
GUCCUACCACCAUGAACGAGAGCCUUAUCUCAGAGUACAAAGACACCAUCACCUCCAGAGGAUUGACUUACCACUACCUGUCCUUGCCAGCUGUGGGCGACAAGCCCACUCUGCUCUUCGUUCACGGGUUUCCCUCGACCUCAUAUGAUUGGUAUCAUCAGAUCAACUACUUCUCUGAGAGGGGAUUCGGAGUAGUAGCACCUGACAUGCUCGGAUACGGUGGCACGUCCAAACCCACUGAUGCGUCCUCCUUUCUACGCACCGCGAUCGCGCAAGACUUGCUUGAUAUUCUUGAUGCCGAGAAAGUCCAAAAAGUCGUAGCCGUUGGGCAUGACUGGGGCUCAACCGUGAUCUCCUUCCUGUCAAUAAAACACUCCGACCGGUUCUUGGGUUUUGCAUGGGCUACCGUCCCAUAUGACGUCCCAGCUGGCCCUUUCCCUGGGAUCGAUAUUAUUUUGGAACUGCAGACCAAGACAUAUGGCCGGCCGCUGCUGGGGUACUGGAAGUUUUUUGAGCAAGAACGUGCUCCCUUGAUUAUCGAGAAGAAUCUGGAAUCCUUCAUUUCCGUGCUUUAUUCGGAUGACCCAGAUGAUUGGUUGACUCUGAUGAAUCAGCCCGGAGAGAUACAGGCCUUUGUCGAAAGUGGAAAGACGACAAAGAGAGCUAGGUAUCUCACAAAAGAUCACCACUCACACUUGUUGGCGUCGCUAAGGAAAGGUGGCUUAACGAGUCCCCUGAACUGGUACCAGGCGGUGCUCAAGGGCGUCAAUGACCACAUUAUGGAUGAGAUACCAGAAGAAAAUCGGCUUAUCAGGAAACCCGCGUUCUUCGCGGUCGCGAAGAAAGACCACGUAUGCAUUUAUGAGUACGCGGUGCCACAGAUGGAGAAAUACGCUAAGGGUGGUCUCAAGAUGGUAGAGUUCCAGGGAGGACACUGGGUUCAGUUGGAGGAACCAGAAACAUUUAACAGAGAGCUUGAGGGUUGGAUUCGCGAUACGUUACAACAAAGUUGUUGAGGAAUGUCGGCGAGUGCCCACACACUAAGACCAGCCGAAUAACCACUUGCCCUGGCACUUAAUAUCGGUUGACGUGACAUUGGCUCGCCGUGAUCAUUUCAAUAUGUACGAGAGGAACCCGAGACAGUUACCUCUUGCAACUGCGGGCACUGUAGACAGCAUUCCGAAUUUCCCGCUACAUAAAUACCUUUUGUUAGUGGAUCGCAAUUGAAUGGCACGACUUGCUGAUUUCCAACGAAACAAAAUGUCAAAGUCAGUACGUGAACGCUGACAGUAACUUAAGCACAUGGAAAGGCGGGAAAAGUAUAGUGGAUGCUCGAAGAUACACGAUACCGCCCACAGAGGGAGAAGAGGCAAAGAGCCGCUUUCGAUUCCCUCACUGAUCACUUGCUGAGCGCUGAGCCUGUGACGAUGACGGGCGCAAAU